This is a messenger RNA of Opisthocomus hoazin, 342 nucleotides long. NCBI's taxonomy places the organism in Eukaryota, Metazoa, Chordata, Aves, Opisthocomiformes, Opisthocomidae. The record is from RefSeq and is a predicted model, not a curated record.
AUGGAGACAAGAACAUUAAAAAACGGCGUAACAAUUCCUAUUGUAGGAUUCGGCACAUGGCAGACACCGGACGGACAGGUCGCACUCUGUAGUGUCAAAAAGGCGAUCGAGUAUGGAUAUCGGCAUGUUGAUACUGCGGCAUGCUACGAAAAUGAGGUCGGCGUCGGAGCCGGUAUCGCGAAGGCCAUUGCAAAUGGAACCGUCAGCCGGGACAUGCUUUUUGUGACCAGCAAGGUCUGGAAUACGGAGCGCGGCUACGAUAAGACGAUGGCUGCCUUUGAAAAGACCUUAAGCGACCUGGGACUUGGCUAUCUGGAUCUUUAUCUGAUCCAACCAGAUUGA